CGCGAAGAGGUUAUGUUUUUUAAAAUUUUAAAACUAUAUAGCUUGAUAAUAUGGUGCAAAUAGACAAAAAUGAGUCUAAUAUUAGUGUAUAUCAAAGUGCUUUUGCUGGUGGAGUAUCGGGUAGUGUUACGAGAGCCUUAGCUCAACCAUUGGAUAUACUGAAAAUACGUUUUCAACUGCAAGUAGAGCCAAUUCAAAGUGGAUCCAAAUAUAGUUCAAUAUUUCAAGCGUUUACGAGUAUUAUUAAAGAAGAAGGUACAACAACGUUAUGGAGCGGCCACAUACCCGCCCAGUUACUUUCAAUAUCCUAUGGACUCGUACAGUUUUCUGUAUACGAAAAAUUAACACAGACUUGCCAACAAGUCGACCGAGAGUUUUAUAACACACACAAACAUUGGAUAAACUUUUCUAACGGAGGCAUAGCCGCGAGUAUUGCGACAAUCGUCUCCUUUCCAUUCGACACCGUUAGAACGAGAUUAAUAGCGGAACAAAAGACAAAAAAGGCCUACAAAGGUUUCCUCAACGCUGUGGCAGUGAUGAUGAAAAAUGAAGGCGCAUUAGCUUUCUUUAAAGGAAUUAUACCUACAAUUGCUCAAAUUGGACCUCACGCUGGAGUGCAAUUCGCCGUGUACAAAGUGCUUACUGAGAAUCUGCUAAAUGAUAUAUCAUUCUUUCAAAGGUUUAAUUCAAAUCAAGAAUCAACACUAACGGCUAACUUAUUGGCCGGUGGGAUAGCAGGUAUAGUGUCCAAAACUGUCAUUUAUCCAUUUGAUGUAGUAAAGAAGAGAUUACAAAUUCAGGGGUUUCAGCAGCACAGAUAUUUUUUUGGCAAACAAAUGUACUGCACUGGUGUCAUGAGUUGUGUUAAGUUAAUAGUGACAGAGGAAGGAUUUCUUGCCCUUUAUAAAGGAUACUGCCCUAGUAUGCUCAAAGCAAUGUUUGUAUCUGCAUUACAUUUUGCCAUUUACGAUGAAAUAAAACAUAUAAUUUUAAGACUCUAAGAUGCCUGUGUUAA
Messenger RNA from Aricia agestis (brown argus), 1015 nucleotides. Its product is annotated as mitochondrial thiamine pyrophosphate carrier-like. Gene Ontology annotation, molecular function: thiamine transmembrane transporter activity. Bases 51 to 1001 code for a protein of 316 amino acids. Gene Ontology annotation, cellular component: mitochondrial inner membrane. NCBI's taxonomy places the organism in Eukaryota, Metazoa, Arthropoda, Insecta, Lepidoptera, Lycaenidae. The transcript has a single exon. The record is from RefSeq and is a predicted model, not a curated record. Gene Ontology annotation, biological process: thiamine pyrophosphate transmembrane transport.